UCAAGCACAUAUUGUUGCAGUGGUUUCAGUUGGAGGACGAGUGUCAAGUAUCAAGUGUUCCUUUGAGCAGAGGAUUACCAGACCUCUCUCCUUGUCCAGUGCUUAGUGAUGGACGUGGGGGAAAAUUCACCCACUGCAGCUGCAGACCUGACUGACAAGCAACCAGGAGAGAACCAGGGACUGCUAAAGGCCUACAAGUGGUUUACAGGCCCCAAACAGAAUGCCAGGAGGUACAAGGAAGAAGAGGAGCAGGCAGCUACAGAGAAGCAGGUGGCAGGUGACGGGGACCUGAAGGAGAAUGCUCAAGGUGCAGAGGCUCCGCUGCAGGAGAAUCAGAGAGAGCUGUCUCCAAGCCCCGAGGAUGCGAGAAGUCCUGAGCAGGACCAACUACCCCAGGAUGAAGUCCAGGUUACAGGGAACAAGAAGGACCAGCUCUUCAAGAAAUCCAGCCAACGGCGCAGUCAGUCUGAGCUGACUAAAUCGACAAGAGGUCCAGGCCGGAACCUGAGGAAGGUGAAGUCGGACUCGGCGGAGAAGAUCCGGAGUUUCCUAACUUCGGUUUCCAACCGGCUAUCCAGGAAACGUUCCCUCCAGGAACCAGUGCAGGAACCGCCCCCUCAAGAUGAACCCGACGCAGGGGCUGAAUGCGCGAGUCAGUCCCCUCCUAUAUCGUUGGUGCCUUCAGCUAGAGUGCCAGUUUGGGACGUCAAUAACUGCACACUGGUAGAUGGUCAGCUCCUUCUGAUGUCACGGGAUGACGAGACUAGUUACAGGUCACGGCUCUGUACUGGCAGUUCAAUGUCUGAGAUCAGCCUCACACCUUCACACAACUGGGAGUCAACAUCUGGAAAAAAGAGUCCUCCUGCUGUGAGGAAAUCGGAACGGACUGGAGCGUCCAGUGAGGGUCCUGUGAACAACGUGAAGAAUCUGAUCAAGAAAAGAUGGAAGAAGAGCCGAAGCCUAGCAGAACCAUUAGAAUCUCCACACGGAAAGAGCACCAGGCGCCAGAGCAUCCAGAAGAUGGGAGAGGCUGUAUCCUACGAGUCAUUGACGGGCUCUUUGAACCCAAUAGAAACACUCGAUCUGACUAACGAGACCAAUGUCAUCAUCAGGCCACUGCACAGCAGCAUUCUGGGAGAGAAAUACUGCUUUGAGGUUAUCAACUCAAGGGGGAGCCGCUGCUUUGGCUGCACAUCAGCUGCAGAGAGAGACAAGUGGAUGGAAAAUCUGCUUCGAACAGUCCAGCCCAACAAGGACAACCGUGAGAGGGUGGAGAACAUGUUGAGCCUGUGGGUGAAUGAAGUGAAAGACUUGACACCCAGGAAGAAGUACUUCUGUGAGCUGCAUCUCGAUGGGUCCCUCUAUGCCCGUACGACCAGCAAGUUCAACACUGAGGAGCUGUUCUGGGGGGAGCACUUCGAGUUCAACAACCUUCCUCCCAUGAAGGAAGUCACCCUGCACCUCUUCAGGGACGAGGACAAGAAGAGGAAGGAGAUGAGCGCCCUCGGCUCUGUCACCAUCCCGCUGGCGGAGGUCAUGGGACGCCAUCACGUGGAGAAGUGGCACAGCAUCAACGUCCAGACCCUCAACAAGGGCAAGGUGGUCAUGCCAACGAUCAGACUCAGCCUGCGUUACCAGAACAUCAAGGUCCUGCCCAUGAUACACUACAAGGAGUUUGCGGAGUACCUGAUCUGUAAUCAUACCACCCUGUGCACUGUGCUGGAACCGGACUUGAAAGUGAAGGAGAAGGAAGAGGUGGCCUCAGCGUUGGUUCAUGUCCUACAAAGUGUUGGCAAAGCCAAGGACUUCCUCAUCAAGUCGGGGAUCGCGGAGGUCGAUCGCUGUGAGGAAAACCACUCAGUGCUCUUUAGAGAAAAUACCUUGACCACCAAAGCGAUCGAUGAAUACAUGAAGCUGGUGGGACAGAAGUACCUGGUGGACACUCUUGGAGACUUCGUAAUAAGGCUCUAUAAUCCUGAAGAAAAUUAUGAAGUUGAUCCAAACAAGUGCCCAGCCAAUGACGCAUUGGAAAACCAAUCCAAUAUGAGGGAAAGCUGUGAAGAAGCAUUUAAGCAGAUAAUGGAUUCCCAAUGUGCCUUUCCCGAUGAGCUGAGGCAGAUAUUUGCGGCUUGGCAACAGGAGUGUAUCAACCGAGGGAAGAUGGACAUCGGGCAGAGGAUGAUCUGUGCUUCGCUCUUUCUGCGGUUCCUUUGUCCGGCAAUCAUGUCUCCCAGCCUCUUCAACCUGACUCAGGAGUAUCCCAAUGACAGCACCGCACGGGCUCUCACCCUCAUCGCCAAGGUCAUUCAGAACUUGGCCAACUUCACCACGUUCGAAGACAAGGAAGGCUACAUGACCUUCAUGGAUGACUUCCUGAUGUCGAACCGGGAGAACAUGACGCUCUUCCUGACGAGAAUUUCCAAUUCAGAGCCCAACAUGAAUCCCUCGGAGUUUGAAGGUUGCAUCGACCUCGGGCUGGAACUUUCCAUCCUGCACUCUCUUCUCUGUGACAUUGUCUCUCGCUUGGACCAGCACAAACUCAACAAGCUGCAGCCCCUCCCUGCCAUCCUCAACGGGAUUACCCACUUAAUGGAGAACCCAAAUGCACCACCGAUACAUCACCAGGAGUUCAGCCCUUAUAACCGGGAUGACAAACCAACCUACGUGGCCCCCAAGGACGUCAAUCUGGUCAGCGCGUCUCUGUUGAGCUUGCAUAAGGCCACGGUGGAAGAGCAGAACUUGGGCCACGGCAGGUUGCCGAGCAACAGCGCGGCCACGGUGAAACGCACCCAGAGCGCGCCAGCGCGGAAGAGACCCAGCGUAGCGCAGACCUCGCCCACUUGCCAGCCAGGUUCGGACAAGGGAAGUCACGCUGACCGAGACACUAUCGCCAGUUUGCCAGACAGAGGCUACAGCACCUUAACGAAGAUGCCAUACUCUGGCACCCACUCGCUAAGGUCGCCACACCCUCGCACGCACAUCAGCCCCCAUCCGAAGAUGCAGACCCACCACCCCCGCCUAAUGCCGGUCGAUUCAUUCAGGAAGUCCCAAGUCCCUUGGGAACGCAACGCUGGAAGUGAGAAGUGGUCUUCGCAGACAGAGUCAGAAAAUCAAGGCAACAAACCUUUCGAGAAGCACGAGCAAGAAAUCGCCAGUCUGCAGGAGGCUGUGGGGACAAUCGACCAGGAGAUGAAGGAUCUUAAAACCUGCGUGACCGAACGUGUUGAGCAGACACUUCAGGAGAGUGAGGAGAAGCAGAAGAAAGAACUGGGAGAAAGGGACAAAUUGAUCACAAAACUCACCAGCAGGCUCGAAUCGAUUGAAGAGGAAAGGAAAAAGGAUAUUGAAAAGUUAGAAAUCGCUGCCCAGAACCAGCAGAAGAUUGAGAGUUUGGAGAGUCGCCUGCUUUCAAUGGAGGAACAGUACAUGGAAUUAAUGAACACUGUCAGCAAGAUGAGGGACAACCAGCAGCCAGCAGUCCCCAGCCAGGUUGCUCCUACAGAUGCCUUGGUCGAGGCUCCUUCAAGCCCCAGCCUCCCUUCUCCAUCUGAACCCAAGACACAACCAGAUCCCACUGAGCCUCAAAUCAUGGAGAAUGGCCAAGUCGAGAAUGGCAGUGUUUAAGAACUUCCUUCAACCCCUGGACUGUGGUUUCACCAUGUGAAAUUUCAAAGAAAAAAAAUCACAUGCAUUCAUAAUUCUUCCUGGUUACACAUCCAAGUUUAUUGUCAUGGGCCUACAUACCUAGGGUAUAAAUGCCAUGAAACUCUUUAAGUGUUUUCAUUAUGUAUGGUCCAAGCCUCGGAUAAAGCCAUCAAUAUUCUUAAGGACCAGGUGGCCAAACUCCUUUGAGGUCAGGAGUGUUAGCAGAGGGGUAGGCAAUCAUUGCUGGAGCAUAAAAAUGGGGAUCCAAUUUGGAGCUCAACGUACAUGGAGUCCCAUAACACAUACACCACAGAAGCAGCUCACGCGACUGGAAGUCUGUACUCUAGUUGAAUCUCCACACACCGUUCCUACUUCAAACCCAUUGCAUCUUCAAAAGUCUGGGCCACAUUAAAUUUCUGAUUUUGCUUGUCACAUUUGCUGCUGCGUUUUUCACCAUAUUAGCUUACCAUCUGAGACCCUUCCUGCUGGGCUCUGUACAUGUCACACCCCUCCUCAUGCUGAGACUGCUGUUACACAGAUCUUUGAGACUUUCAGUCAAAUUGUGACCAACUUAAAUUGAAAACAUAUUGUAGGUUGCAAUUAAUCUAAUAUGUCUUGCUGUAAAUAGUGUGUUUUUUUAAAAAAAGAAAAUGGUUCUCAGGGCAUUUGUUACUCACCUAUAAUUGUUCGUUGAGAAAGUGACGAUGAGCUGUCUUCAACCACAGUAGCCCCACAGCAUUGCUAACUAAUUAUAUUUCCUGUAUUAAGCUAGCAGCAAUAAAGGAAUAUCAAAAUGUGUCAAAGAUGUUGUGGUCUGCAUUUUAAAAGCAAACGUUGGAAGGGGUGUAAUUUUGGAAGAAAUAUUAUUUUGUAAACAGUUUCAAAUGUAAGAUUUCUAUAGUUUUGUACAAUAUUUUGAUCAACAGGUGAUUAAAAAUGUGAAACAUUGCUGGAACAAAAAGCAUAUUUUGCUUUGGAUUAGCAAGGUUCAGUGUUUGCUUCCUGAUUGGCAUUGAUACGAUGAGCUGGAAUACCUUGUUCGUUUUGCAACAUGAUUUAAGAAAGGUUGCAUUGGCAAAUCCUUCAUUCCCCGAAGUUGUCACACAGGAAGAACAAUAGCUCAGGUGAAUAAACCUUGAUCUUCCUAAAUGCUUUGCAGAUGAAUUUUGAAAGAUUUAACAACAUUUUAUUAGAUAUUAAAGUGGAGUAAAGGAUUUGAAGGAGAGCCUUAAAGUAAAAGCAAGAGAUGGAGAUGAGGGAAUGGCUGCUAGUGGUUUUGUGAUUAAACUUGGGGAUGUACCAGAGGUCAGAAUUCAAGAACUUAGAGGGAUAUGGGGGCUGGGGGGAAGUUGCAAAGACAGGGAGAGACAUUGAGGGAUGUUAAAACAGGACUGAAACAUACAGGGAGUCAGUGUAGGUCAGUGAGUACAGGGAUGUUGGCUGAUUGGCAGUUGGUGAAUGUCUGACAAAGCCCGCAGAGUUUUGAAUGGUCUUCAGUUUACAGAGAUUAGGAUGAGGGAGUGUAUCUGAUUAGUUGAAUCCGGCAGGGAUGAGGGUUUCAGCAACAGAUGGACUGUGGUAUGGAGGGAAAAGUGCAAUGCUGAACAGAUAAGAAGUGCAUGGUACCAGAAUUAUUUGUGAUCUCGGUGUUGCCUCAUGAACCAACCCUUCCAGUUUCACUAGUUGAUUCAUGUAUAUGCAACUAUCAUUUGUUGACAGUUAUUUAUUUUUAAUUUGACUUUUUCUUUUUAGAUUUUGAGUAAUCAUUGUUGUAAGCAAAUGGUGCACAGAUACUAAUGAUAAAUUGCAACGGAUACCUUCAGAGAAAAUGGCCACCAUUUUGUGACAUGAUCUGUGUGCCCAACAUUUUGUCAUGUCAUUUGGCUUGCGCAUCAUUUUAUGAAAUGAGGUGUGUGCCAAUCAUUUUGUGAUGUUAUAUGGGAAGGCCAUGCUUUUGUGAGAUAAUGUGUGUGCAUCUACUAUAUUGUGAUGUAAUAUGGCAUGACCACUGUCAUUUGAUAAGGUAAUAUAUGUGUCCACAUUUUGUGAUGUCAUAAUGUAUGGCUAUUACUUUGUGAGGUGUUAUAUGCACCCACCAUUUUGUGAGGUGGGAAAUGCACCCACCAUUUUGUGAGGUGGGAAAUGCACCCACCAUUUUGUGAGGUGGGAAAUGCACCCACCAUUUUGUGAGGUGGCACAUGCACCCACCAUUUUUGAGUAAACAAGUACUGAAAAAGUGUAUAUUUGUACCAAACUGGCCCUUACUUUGUUUUGAAGCAUUUCUAACAUCUGCAUAGCUACUCAAAUAAAUAAUAAAAAAUAUGUUA
This is a messenger RNA of Pristis pectinata (smalltooth sawfish), 5972 nucleotides long. RefSeq names its product ras GTPase-activating protein nGAP-like. The record is from RefSeq and is a predicted model, not a curated record. Gene Ontology annotation, biological process: regulation of GTPase activity. The transcript has 18 exons. Lineage: Eukaryota; Metazoa; Chordata; Chondrichthyes; Rhinopristiformes; Pristidae. The coding region runs from base 109 to 3624 and encodes 1171 amino acids.